Messenger RNA from Gastrolobium bilobum, 1932 nucleotides. Its product is annotated as zinc-finger homeodomain protein 6-like. Gene Ontology annotation, molecular function: transcription cis-regulatory region binding; DNA-binding transcription factor activity. The record is from RefSeq and is a predicted model, not a curated record. Gene Ontology annotation, cellular component: nucleus. The coding region runs from base 815 to 1855 and encodes 346 amino acids. Lineage: Eukaryota; Viridiplantae; Streptophyta; Magnoliopsida; Fabales; Fabaceae. Gene Ontology annotation, biological process: regulation of DNA-templated transcription; regulation of developmental process. The transcript is spliced from 2 exons.
UCCAGAGAGUGACUCAGAAGGGCAAUAAUUAAAAACUGGACCAGGGUGCAGGCUAUGGGAGAGGACCAACAUGACCUUGUCGGUUGUUCUGUAAGACAAAUUCUUGCAGUGAAGUCACCACUCAUUCUGAGUGCAAAACAACCUUCUCUUUUUCCUUUCAUAGUUGGUUUUCAUGGGGCUGGAUGGCUGGUAGGAAACAAUACUUAGGCCCUUACCACCAUACCACACCCCUUUUCUCAUAAAUCAAUAUUAAGAAUAAAAUCACUCAUGUCUUUCUUAAUCAAUGUUGAGUUUAUUUUGUUCUCUCUCUCUCUCUCUCUCUUUCCCUUUGUGUCUUUCAAGUUGUUGAUGUUGCAAUUCAGCUUUCUACUCCUCAAAUCUUUGUGGUUUAAUCUUAGCACCUGAAGUGAGUCUUAUUUUUUAUUUUAUUUAGGUUACAUAGGCACAAAAAAUCAAACUAUUCUGUCCAGAACUAUAUAAACAGUUAAAACACUGCCUUAGGCCUCUGAGAAUAGGAUUGAUUAGAGAAAAUUGGUUGGUGAGAUUAGCAACCAGAUGUCAAUAUCAGAAUAAGCAAGAAAAAGAAUAAUUCGUGUGGUGUGCUAGUAAUUACAUCUUUGAUUGAGUCUGUUCUUGGAUUAGAUGGGAUGAAUUAGGGUUCAACAGGCUACAGGAAGAUCCACACAACCAUAAUUAAAGAAAAAAAAAAUCAUGAAGAUGAUGAUGAUUAAGGAAGAUUAUAUUAUACCAUGUCAUAAUUAGGGUAAGGGAUUGAGAUCAAACUUAGAUCUUGGCAUUUCACAUAAGGGAUUUGAUGGAAAUGAGAGUCCAAGACAAGGAAAUAGAGAUGCCCACCACUUUAGGUUAUACUAAUCUUCCCAAUAGAGAUUCUUCUUCUUCUUCUUCCAAGCUGUCUUCUGCAAAUCUAGCUUCAACGUUAGGGGAAAGAAGUACUGAUCAACCUUCUCAAAAUCGCACAUUAAUCUUCAAUGAUCCACCUCAAACUUCACACCAUCAUCAUCAUCAUCAUUAUCCACCUCCUCUUGCACCCACUCAUAUUCCUCAAGCUCAAAGACCCACUACAGAUCCAGAUCUAAGCUCUUCUCCUAUUGCAACAACAAGCACCCCAAUUGCAAGUGGAUCAAACCCCACAACAACAACAACAACACCACAACAGACAACUAUUGCAACAACAAUCUUAAACCCGUUAAUCAGGUACCGAGAAUGUCUGAGGAACCACGCCGCCAGCAUGGGGAGCCACGUGGUAGAUGGGUGUGGCGAAUUUAUGCCAAGUGGAGAAGAAGGAACACCAGAAUCACUAAGAUGCGCUGCUUGUGAAUGCCACCGCAACUUUCAUCGAAAAGAGGUUGAAGGUGAACAACCCCAACAUGUUCCUAAUUAUCAUAACUAUUAUCCCAACAAACACAACGGUCAUAUUCAAUUCCCUCAGCAUCAUCAUCAUCAUAGAUUUUCACAUGUGGUGACCACCACCCCAACAGCAGGCCUAAUUCCGCCGGUGAUGGUGGCGUUUGGAGGCGGCGCCGCUGAGUCCUCCAGCGAAGAUCUCAACAUGUUUCAGUCUAAUACAGGAGCACAGUUAUCAGUGCAGCCACCACUAUCAAAGAAGAGGUUCAGGACAAAAUUCUCCCAACAACAGAAGGAUAAGAUGAUGGAGUUUGCUGAGAAGCUGGGAUGGAAGAUCCAGAAACAUGAUGAACAGGAAGUGCAGCAAUUUUGUUCUCAAGUUGGUGUCCAAAGACAGGUUUUCAAGGUUUGGAUGCACAAUAACAAGCAAGCAAUGAAGAAGCAUCAAAUCCAUUUUUUCCUACUGGGCAAGACUCGAGAGAGAAAUUAAAAAAAAGGAAAAAGAAGAAAAGAAGAGAGAUGACGACAACUUUCGGCCGUUGUUGAUGAACUUACAUAUUAUAUUAC